CGCUCAUUAAACAGACCUUGAAAGCUCGAGAUAUAAAGCGUUCUCUCUCUCUUCUCCCAGUCGGAUUCUCUUGUUUGCUCAUCAGUCUAUCGUUCACUCUUUUGUUUUUUUGCUUACUUUUCAGUCCUAGUGACACACAUUCUUUUCUUGUCAUUCACUCACUCAUUCAUCUUCACCAUGAAGGCUUUCGGACUCCUCGCUCUGGCAGCGACCGCAAAGCUGGCCAGCGCCCACGCCACCGUCAUGGCCGUCUGGAUCAACGACGAAGACCAGGGCCUGGGCAACGGCGCUGACGGCUACAUUCGCACCCCUCCCAACAACUCCCCCGUCACCGAUGUCACCUCCACCGACAUGACCUGCAACGUCAACGGAGGCACCGCCGCCGCCUCCACCCUCGACGUCAAGGCCGGCGACAAGAUCACCUUUGAGUGGCACCACAACUCCCGUACCGACUCGGACGACAUCAUCGACCUUUCUCACCUCGGCCCCGUGCUGGUCUACAUGGCCGAGACUGAAAAGGGCUCCGCCGGCAACGGCUGGGUCAAGAUCGCCGAGGACGGCUACGCUGACGGCACAUGGGCCGUCAAGACCCUCGUCGAGAACCGUGGAAAGCACUCCAUCAUCGUUCCCGACGUCCCCGCUGGUGACUACCUCUUCCGCCCCGAGAUCAUCGCCCUCCACGAGGGUAACCGCCAGGGCGGUGCCCAGUUCUACAUGGAGUGUGUCCAGGUCUCCGUCACCUCCAGCGGCUCCAACACCCUCCCCGAGGGUGUCUCCAUCCCCGGUGCCUACAGCGCCGACGACCCAGGUGUGCUCUUCGACCUCUACAACGGCUUCACCAGCUACCCCAUCCCCGGCCCGGAAGUCUGGGAUGGCGCUUCCUCCGGCUCUGGCUCUGACUCUGGCUCUGCCCCUACCUCUUCUGCUGCUGCUACCUCCUCUGCGGCCGCCACUUCUGAGCCUGCUGCUACCUCCGAGCCCGCUGCUACUUCCUCUGCUACCGUCGCUCCCACCACCACCCAGGUUGUGAUCCCCACCUCCGAGCCCUCCAAGGCCCCCUCCUCCAGCUCAUCCGCCCCCGAGCCCGAGGACACCUCGUGCCCCGCCGAUGACGAGGAAGAGGACGACGACUACGAGGAGGUCCCCGCUCCUACAUCCGCCCCGGCCCCGGCCCCCACAUCCUCGGGCUUCGUCACCAGCGUCCGCCCCUCCACAACCGCUGCGCCUGCCCCCACUGAGCAGCCCUCGACUGGCGGCAGCGGCAGCAUCAAGGUCUGGCAGCAGUGCGGUGGAAUCAACUACAAGGGUGCUUCUGGUUGCGAGGCUGGUCUUACUUGCAAGCAGUGGAACCCCUACUACUACCAGUGCAUUCAGGAAUAAGCGAUAAAUUAGCUUGUUUGUACUGAGUAGGACGGAAUAGUUGUAUGUUGGAGAGCGUUAGUGUGAUUGUUUGUUAGAUAGGGAACAUUCCCGGUUUUUCCGAUUUCGUGAGGAUGAGAUUUCUAAUAUAGAGAUGUUGGUUCUUAUUUUCUUCUUCGGGUAAAAUGUUCUUUUUAUCCUUGUAGAAUUUAGUCUUUUCGGCCACCGAAUGUUGAGGCAUAAACCUGCAUGUCUCAGGGUCUGCCCCAAAUCAAUGUGUCCGACCUACCUCACCGUCGUCCGAUGUACAGUAGCGUGGCGUAUCUCGAAACGUCUCAAUGAGCGGGG
Messenger RNA from Aspergillus calidoustus, 1707 nucleotides. NCBI's taxonomy places the organism in Eukaryota, Fungi, Ascomycota, Eurotiomycetes, Eurotiales, Aspergillaceae. The record is from the annotation of a GenBank genome assembly.